Messenger RNA from Danaus chrysippus (African queen), 1479 nucleotides. The record is from the annotation of a GenBank genome assembly. NCBI's taxonomy places the organism in Eukaryota, Metazoa, Arthropoda, Insecta, Lepidoptera, Nymphalidae.
AUGCCAAAGGGAGAGAACAGGCCGAGCGUCCUGUUGACUCCGGAAGAGAACGAUCUGGUGUUUAGUCUCAUCGGAGCUAAAUGUCAGAGUCUAGCGACAGCUGUAGUUCAAUUAUUCACCACCGAGGGACCAGAUCACUCGGAAUGGAAGAAGAAAGACACGGGGGUGUUGUGCCUUAUAAAAGAUAAUAGCAAACGAUCAUACUUCUUCAGGAUCUACUGCCUCUAUCGGAGGUCGUUGAUCUGGGAACAUGAAGUCUAUCUGCAGAUUGAAUACAAAAAUCCAAGACCAUAUUUACAUACAUUUGAAGCGGAGGAAUACAUGACGGCAUUUAAUUUCGCAAACGAAGUUGAAGCGACGGUGCUAAGAAAUAUUCUUUUAGAGAAAAUUGAGUUACGAAAACAAAGACGACAAGUUCGUAACAAUCGUUCGAUGAUGGUCCCUCGUAAUAACUCGACGGUUCACGAGUCUUCGUCGAGGUACAACGGUGCUCCUCCCCCGCCGCCGCUCACCACCACAACAACUACCACAAACACUAAGACUAACACCCUAAAUUCCUUGAAAGGUUCGGGUAGGAAACCUAAAGCGCGCAAACUGACGAAGGCUGACAUCGGCAUGCCGAAGGACUUCAAGCACGUGUCACACGUCGGGUGGGACGCUAACAAAGGUUUCGACGUGGAUUUGCCCGAGGAGAAGCUCCGCUGGUUCUUCGACAAGGCGGGCGUGUCGGAGACGCAGCUGAACGACCAGGAGACGAGGAUGUUCAUAUACGACUUCAUCAUCAAGAACGGGGGCGCCGACGCUGUCAACGAGGACCUCACCGACGAGCCGCCGCCGCCUUACUCGGAGUCCCGGAGCCCCGCGCCACCUGUCCCCGCGCGCGCCCCGCACCCGCCAGCACCACCGUCUCGUGCUCCGCCCCCGCCGCCGGCGCGGUCCGUGCCUCCCCCUCCCCCGCCGCCCGCGAGCCUCGCGCCAAGGAACCCCCCGCCGCCCAGACCCACACAACCCCCGGCCCCGGCGCCGCCAUCCAUGCCUCCCCCUCCUCCCCCGCCGUCGCUGGCUCCGCCCCCGCCGCCCCCUCCUCCCCCCGCCCCGCCCGCGCCUCCCCCGCCGAGCUCCGAGGACCGGGCGGAGCUCCCGACCACUGGCAGCGACCCGCGGGCCGCGCUCAUGGCGAGCAUACGGAGCGGCAACAAGAACUUGAGGCCCGUAGAUUCCGUGUCGAAGUCUUCGUCCAGCACGGACGACAGUAGAAACAACCUACUGAGCGAAAUCCGUCAAGGGAUCACCUUGAAAUCGGUGCGGCGAGAGAGUGUCACUGCCAACGACGAGAAGACUACUAACAACGUAGAAAAUGCGAGCGGACUCGCCGGCGCUCUGGCCAGGGCGCUCAAGGAACGAGCGAGGGCGAUACACUCCUCGGACGACGAAGACGACACUGACAAUACUACCAGCGACGGAGAGUGGGACUUCUAG